Eupeodes corollae is the source of this 4746-nucleotide messenger RNA. Its product is annotated as transcriptional regulator ATRX homolog. Gene Ontology annotation, cellular component: nucleus. NCBI's taxonomy places the organism in Eukaryota, Metazoa, Arthropoda, Insecta, Diptera, Syrphidae. The transcript has 11 exons. Gene Ontology annotation, molecular function: ATP hydrolysis activity; ATP binding; ATP-dependent chromatin remodeler activity. The record is from RefSeq and is a predicted model, not a curated record. The coding region runs from base 253 to 4566 and encodes 1437 amino acids.
GUAUAUAUUCAAACAAAUCUUGUUUUGUGUAUCUAUCUAUAUAUGUAUGUAUAUGUCGGUUGUUGGUUUGUUAUGUAAAAAUAUCUGGAAAAUGGCAAUAACAACAGUGGCUUUGCCUUAAAUUAUUGUAGCAGGAUGUGUUUGUAAUUAAGCAUUUCACUGUGGCUUAUCAAGGGACAAAACUGCAAGCGAUCGGUGAAAAGAAGUAAAAUAGUACUUUCGCGUCGAAAAGCAAAAGAAGAACUUCUUGAGAUGUCUAGCAAAAAUCUCGACCUUAAUGAUAUUGUCUCAAAUUUUAACAAAGAUGUUAAAAAAUUUUCCGAACUUCUAGAGAGUCUAUUAAACCAUAAACAACAAAUCCAAGCACAUAUCAAUGAAAUGAAAAACAUUGAUGAUUUAAAAUCUAUGGCUGAUCAUGCAGAACUCAAUUUUAAAUCAGAGUGGGAUAUAAUAACAAAAUCCACAAAAUCAAUAGAACAACAAUUAAAUGAAAUAUAUUCACAAGCUUAUAAAACCGGUUCACAAAUAGAUAAAAACAAGUCUUCCGAAACGAAUAUCAAUACUACUGAAAGUAAAGAAACAUCAAGAGAUGAAACUUCUAAUAGAAUAGAUAAAAAAAUUCCAGAAAAACAAUUGAACAAUGAUGUUACAGUAGGUAGGAAUCCAGUGGCUGAUAUCAACGACCCCAUAAAUAGUGAUCUUCGUACUGACAGUGAUAAAGAAUUUGUUGAAAACAUAGGAGAUAUGAAAAACAAUUUAUCUGAUAAAGAUCGAAAUCUUAACAUUGCGGUUGAUGACGAAGUGAAGAUUGAAGCAAACAUAGAAGGUGACGCUUCUACGAAUAAUGAAAAAGGCCCUAAACCGGGGUUAAUACGUGUAGUACCCCUACAAAAUUUACUUUCAUCUCCUCAAAAACGAUCACAUACUUCUCCAACUUUUCCAUGGGUCAUUAGUGAUAGUGAUGAUGAAACCAAUGCAGCGGUCUCUAAAAACAAAUCUAAAGAAAAUGUAUUGGAAUUAAGUGACUCGAACGACGAAAAUUUGCAACAGAUAAAGAAAUCCGGUUCAUCAACUAACAAAAUAAAGUCGGGUCCAAGAAGAAAGAUUACACCAUUGCGUAACAAAUCUGAAAAGAUUCAAACAAAAGAUAUUGAAGAGUCCAUCGCUAUGAAUUGUGAAAAAUCAAAUGAAAAUUCAGCAGCUUCUUGUUUUUCUACGAUACAUUUGAAUCCUAGUUCAGAUAGUGAAACAAGUUGCAAAAUAAAAAAAGAGCUUUAUGCGACUGAUAACAGAAAUUCCAACCCAAAUUCUAGUUGUGAGUCGCAAGACAUUGUUCCUGUAAACGGAACUUCAACGUAUUCUUUUACAUUGCUUUCAAAACUUUUACAUAAAAAAGAAAAUGAGAAAAGUGAACCAACUUCUUCAGCAUUACUACGACAAUUCUUCCGGAAAAAGUGUGUUGUUCGCUUAAAGCGAAUAUCCUUAACUGCCAACAACGUUAAAUUAGAUAAUCCUAAACGAGUAAAAAAUCGCAUGCAAAUCAACAGUUCAAAUCAAAGAAAAACUAAAAUAAAGAUAAUGGCCAGCGAUUCAGAUUCCGAAAUUGAAACAACUAGACAUAGUUUAAUUAAUAGUGAUAAAGAUAACAACUCGGCAAGUGAAAAAGAAAUCGUCCCGGUACGAAAGAAGCGAAUAUUCCAAUCAAAACAGAAAAAAGAUAGCGAUUCUGAUUGGAACUGUCAAGAAUCAAAUCGAAAAGUUACAACAGCUCGCAAAAAACGAAAAGUUUUACAACCAUCUAGUGGAUCCAGUAAUGGUAGUGAUGAUGAAGAUGGUGAUAGUAAACAAAGAAAAAAAAUUCGUAAAGUUAUAAAUGAGAAGAACUUAGAUGACGGCACGAAAAAAGCUACACAAGAAGAAGAAGAACGAAAAAAACGUAUUGAAGAGCGACAAAAAGUAUACAAUAAGAUUUAUAUUAAACCCGAAAAUGUUGAAGUUGACGAAUUAAUACUUGACUUUGAUGAAGAGACAAAGAAACCACUACUUAAAGUGGAUGAUGGCUUGAUGAAGAAACUGAAACCUCAUCAAGUGAAUGGAGUAAAGUUUAUGUGGGAUGCUUGCUUUGAAACCCUCAAAGAUUGCAAAGAAAAGCCUGGCUCUGGGUGUAUAUUAGCACAUUGUAUGGGUCUCGGUAAAACUAUGCAAAUUGUAACACUUUCUCAUACGUUAUUAACCAAUUAUGAAGCUACAAAUAUAGAACGGGUUCUUGUAAUUUCUCCCUUAAGUACACUUAACAACUGGGCUAGGGAAUUUAUUCAUUGGAUGAAUUUUGCAAAAAACAAAAACGUAGAGGUAUACGAUAUGUCGAAAUAUAAAGACAAAAAUACUAGAGUCUUUAAAUUGGAAGAAUGGUUCAACGAAGGUGGCGUUUGUAUCGUUGGCUACGACAUGUAUAGAAUUUUGUCAAAUGAAAAAACCAAGGGCUUACGAAAGAAACAAAAAGAGUCUCUACAAAAAAGUUUGGUUGAUCCAGGUCCGGAUGUUGUUAUAUGCGACGAAGGUCAUCUGCUUAAAAAUGAAAAGACAAGUUUGAGUCAAGCGGUCACAAAGAUGCACACCAAACGUCGUAUUGUAUUGACUGGUACUCCUUUGCAAAACAAUUUGAAAGAAUACUAUUGCAUGAUCCAGUUUAUAAAACCAAAUCUUUUGGGAACUUACAAAGAAUACUUAAAUCGUUUUGUAAAUCCCAUUUCAAACGGUCAGUACACUGAUUCAACACCACGAGAUAUUCGACUGAUGAAACAUCGUUCUCAUAUUCUUCACAAAAUGCUGGAAGCUUGCAUACAACGACGAGACUAUUCGGUAUUAGCUCCAUACCUACCGCCUAAACAUGAAUACGUCGUAUUUUGUACAAUGUCUGAAAAACAAAAAGAAAUUUAUGAACACUAUAUGACUAAACAAAGAGAUACAAUUAGCGAAUCGAGUGGAGUUCCCGGUAAAGGGGCUAAAUUAUUUCAGGAUUUUCAAAAUUUGCGUCGGAUUUGGACACACCCAAUGAAUUUAAGAGUAAACAGUGACACUGUGAUUAAAAAAAAGAUGGCACAAUACGAUUCUGAAGAAUCAAUGAAAGACUUUGUUGUUGAGGAUUCCGAGGAUUCGACUUCAUCAGAUUCUGAAUCUUCAUCGUCAUUUGUUGAGGCCGAAACAAAUGAAAGUAAGUCUGUAAGAUCUCGCAAUACACGCGCACAAAGAGAUUUUUCCGAUAAUGAAUGUAUGGAAACGGCAGUUAAAGAAGAUCCAUCAGAAUGGUGGACACAAUUUGUUGAGGAUUUGGAUCUUAACAACAUAAAUCAUUCGCCAAAGCUUGUUUUGCUCAUGACUCUAUUGCAGCGAUGUGAAGAAAUUGGUGAUAAAGUAUUGGUUUUUUCACAGUCUCUCCAAUCCUUGGAUGUGAUUGAGCAUUUCCUUUCCCUUAUUGAUAAAAAAACUCGUGGCCAGGAGGUCGAAGCCGAUGUUGCAGAUUUUAAAGGAUUUUGGCAGCCAGGAGCAGAUUAUUUUAGGCUAGAUGGUUCACGUACAGUCGAAAAUCGUGAGAGUAUGUGCAAAAGUUUUAACAAUGUAGCAAAUUUGAGGGCGCGCCUCUUUCUCAUCUCAACACGAGCAGGCGGUUUGGGUAUAAAUUUAGUGGCAGCUAACCGAGUUGUAAUUUUCGACGUGUCCUGGAAUCCAUCACACGAUACACAAAGUAUUUUCCGUGUUUAUAGAUUUGGACAGACCAAACCGUGUUACAUAUAUAGAUUAAUAGCUCUGGGUACGAUGGAGCAAAAAGUAUACGAACGCCAGGUUGCAAAGCAAGCUACGGCUAAACGUGUUAUAGAUGAACAACAAAUUAGUAGGCAUUAUAACCAAAGUGAUUUGCAAGAAUUGUAUUCAUAUGAGCUGGAGCCCAGCAUACCAAGACAGAUUCCAAUUCUACCAAAAGAUAGGCUUUUUGCAGAGCUCCUAAGUAACUAUGAAAAGCUGGUUUUCAAAUACCACGAACACGAUUCGUUAUUAGAAAAUGAGGACAGUGAAAAUCUUUCUGAAGAAGAGCGUAAAGCCGCUUGGGACGAAUAUGAAGCUGAAAAGACGAGACCACCACAAGCAGCAAUGCAAUAUAUGCCUUAUGAGCGACAAAACUUGUCAGAGAACUAUGGCAAUCCAGCGGGAACUGUAACGUCGAAUAAAAUUUAUGGAUUCAGAUCCGAUAUACUUCUGCGAUUGCUUAAUAUGAAGGGAUGUCAAGAUCACCCUGAACUGACCAGUAGGCAGGUAGUUCAACUUGUUCCAGGGUACUUGCAAAGGCUAUAUAUUGAAAUGAAUAACGAUAAUCCAACGUUAUAUAUGGAACUUCUUGAGUUACACAAAAGCUUGGAAGCCCCAAAUGGAAUGUAUAUGAAUCCACUACUCUUUGCAAAUCAAACACCAGCCCCAGCCCCAGGCCCAGCUCCUUAUAGAGCACCAUAUGCCCAGAUGCAUCCUAGUACAUCAAAUUUUAACAGCAGUGAGGUGUAUGAAGUCGACUGAUUACGUUAAUUGGAAUAUUGUGGAAACUAAGCAAACGUUAGUUAUAACCACUUCAACAACAAUUAUAAUUGUAAUGAAUAAUAUUUAUUUAAUUUUUUGUAUUAUUUCAUUAAGGUUUUUCCAAAAAUAAUAAAACACUCCUAUUAUUUCCACGAACAUAAAAUAUGUUCAGAAAUCAUA